Pocillopora verrucosa is the source of this 7403-nucleotide messenger RNA. The record is from RefSeq and is a predicted model, not a curated record. NCBI's taxonomy places the organism in Eukaryota, Metazoa, Cnidaria, Anthozoa, Scleractinia, Pocilloporidae.
AUGGCGGCCGUCGCUAUAGAGAGCUGUUUGCAAUUACAACAUCUGUUCAAAGACAUAUCUCCGAUGUUUGACCGCACAGAGUCGGAAAAUGUUGUGCAAUCUUUGAAAAAUAACUAUGGAGGCAAAUUCAAUUCGCUAAGAAGUCACGAUUUAUUGCAAUGUUUACAACUUCUUGCGAAGCAUGGCUAUGUGUCUGGAGGCAAAGUGAAACUAAUCGAAGACUACGUUGCUCCGAAAUCGAGCAAAGAAGAACUGAUCAAAGAAGCUAUAAGAAAGUUUAAAGCCUCUCGUCCAGCUGUUAAAGAGGAGGAAUUUCAAGGGCGGGACGAUGACAUUAAGGAGAUCACCGAAAAACUGGAGUUAAAAGACGUCCCAGUGUUGAACUUGUUUGGGUCUUCCGGUGUUGGAAAGACAAGACUCGCCAACGAAGUUUGCUCACAGUGGCGAGGAAAUUAUCGAGUCUUUGAUCUUAGAGAAGUUAAUAGUAUGAAAGCAAUGUAUUACCACAUCCUUAGUUCCCUUGACCUUGCUGUUCCAGUCGGUUUCGUGGACCUGAACUAUGUUGCGGUAAAAAACAUUCGCGAUAAGGUCAAAGAUUUGAAAAGUGGAGGGCAUUCCGUUCUGUUCUUGCUCGAUAAUGUGGACCAGUUUGCCACAGGACAAGAAAUGGAUGGGAAGAGCCUAAAAACAGACUUUGUACAGUUCCUCGAACAACUUUUCGAACUCGAUGGCAAAGGAGAAAGAUGUGCAUUAAAGCUGCUGCUCACAUCGAGGAUUGAGUUCACAAAUGCCAAACUGGUGGAUAACUUUAAAGUGAAGUCUCUAAAAACGUCUUCUUCAGAGAAGAUUCUUUUUCCUGCGGGAUCAACUGGUGUUCAAGUCCACCAGAAAGAUAAUCUAAUCGGCAUCUCCAAAGGAUUCCCAAUUGUUCUUAAAGGAAUGGGUGCUAUUUUGCGCCAGGAAAGAAAAUCUGCAGAUGACCUUAUUGCUAGAGUUGUUGCUACUCCAGAGAAAACAAAAGUGCACGAGGAUGCUGAAGAAAUGUCAGUUAGUUUUGAAGAAGAAGGAGUUGAUGCAGGUCAGAUAUCUGUAAUCAGAGAAAUGUUUGCUACACUUCCAAGUGACAGUUUAAAAGUGACUGCAGUUGUAAUUUCCUUGUUUCAUGGGCCAUUCUCUGUCGCAACAGCCUCCAAGGUUCUCGGUAUUGACCAAUCAGAGGCUCUUGCACAGCUAGAGGGUCUUGUGGCCAGUGCAAUAAUUUCUGUAGUCGAUAAACAAGCAAAAGAGAGGAAAUAUGACAUUCAUCCACUCUUACAAAAGUAUGCUGACAGUAUCAAGAGUGACAAACACUUUUUCGCAGCCUACAUGGAAGCAAAGGGACGCUAUUACGAACUCUUUAUGUCCAGGAUGAAGAAAAUAGCGAAACUUAUAGAUCCCGAGUACAUUCGAGCAUUUCAUUUGUUUGACACUGACAGGGCAAAUUAUGAGUUUGUUCUUGAGAUCUCCUUACAACCAGAAUAUUUCAAAGUUCCAGGUGAAUUUCAUGAGAAUGCUUUAAUUGCAUCACUUUUUAUGGCAAUGCUGACUGAGGGCAAAAUAGUUACCCUGUUUCAUUCCUGGGCUGAGAUGUGUGAAGAUGAUGGAAAAUCAGGUUCUCUUGGUAGAACACAGUUGAAGUGCUGGGAAGCCAGGCAAGUUUUAGACAUUCAUGGAACAGAGAAAGCAUUUGAGAUACUGAAGGAAGCUUUGAGUUCAAUGGAGAAAGUUGAAGAUCAAUCCACUGACAUUUUCAAGCUCACUAAAGCCCUUUACUUGCAUACUGAAGGUGAAAUUCUUUGGAGAAACAUUGAUUACAAGAAAGCUCUUGAAAGCUUGCAGUUGUCCUUGACAUUCUCAGAGGAGCUGCUAAAAGAGCAUACAGAUUUGGCAAGGUGCUACAAUGCUAUUGGAAAUUGUUACUCCCGCCUUAACAAGCCAACGGAAGCACUUGAGUUCUAUGAAAAAGCCUAUAAUAUGCAAGAGAAUUUGGCUGGCUCUGAGUAUCACUUUGAUAUGCCAAUGUACAAGCACCAAAUUGGCACAGCAUAUGAGGGUCUCCAAAAGUAUGACAAGGCAGUUGAAUAUUACAGAGAUGCAUUGAGGCUUCAAGAAGAACUCAAUCUUUCAGGUUUUGGGGAUGAAGCGCACUUUUGCAGAGAACUUGCCAAUGCCCUUAUCUGGCAGAAGAAAUAUUCAGAAGCAGCCGAACCUGCGAUGCGUGCUUACAACAUUAGGAAGAAUCUUCUAAAGAAUCACCCACUUACGGUGUGCAGCAUUUUCCAGCGAGCUAACCUUCAGGCCUACUUGCAAGAUUAUGAGGGAGCCUUGAAACUCUACCUUGAAGCAUGGGAGAUGGAGAAGUCACUUGAUGUUGGGAACCAUAGUGAGGUGUGGCGAAAAAUUAUCACUGGUGUGGAGAACAUGUGUGACUAUUUGAAGAACAGAGAAGAGAAACAAAAAUUUCAAAAAGAUGCUUUGAAGUUUUGUGAACACUUUUGGAUAGAAAAGAAAAAGUCUCCAAGAUUUGCUUUUAAUGAUUCUAACAAGGACAUUAUUGAUGUCUUGAUGGAUCUUGUCAGUGAUGAGAAUGACAAGUAUAAAUUGCAAAAAGAACAGCUUUGGUUCUAUGAGGGUAUGUACAAUGCCACCAAAGAAGAACUUCAAAAGGACUGUGACCUGGAAACUGAAAGUGAUACACUUCACCACACAUUGGAAGAAAUGAUCAAGCUUCUUAACCAAGUGAUACACCUUUGUCAUCAACUUAAAGAUUACAAGCAGGAGGAGCAAUAUACAGAUGCGUUACGGGCUUUAAAAGAUGGGAGAGUUCCAGGGGUGACAACUCACUCAAAAGAUUUGACAGAUGAAGAAGAUGCAACAGUGGACACUGAAGAUGGUCAAAAGACUCUGAUCAAAAGAGGAAAAAUUGGAGGUAAGGAAGACACAUGGCACCUGAGAAAAGCUGGUGCCUCCAUCAAACUUUGCAGUGGAGCUGUCCAACAACCCGUGCCAUUUACAUGUAGAUGCCAAUUGUGGAACCCCAAGAGCCUCUCCCCACCCGUUGCCAGUGAUGAGAUAUUGGUUAGCAGUGUUAUUGAGCUAUCUCAUGAUGGCCCAUCAAAUCUGGAGUACAGGGAAAAUUUUGAAGGAAUCAGUUUUAAUGUAGCUUUGUUGCACAGUGCCCCAUAUUUGGAGGGGUAUGAGGUGGUUAUCAAGCAACUGACUGACCAAGAGAACAAUGAAUGGAAGGAAUUGAAGACAGAGAAUACAUGGCAUGGAUCAGAAACUUCAACAGUUCCCAGGUGGCUUUUCCCAUUUGCACAAGCUGUUUGUGCAAAAUCAGGAGUUUCUUCAUUUGCUGCAAUCUGGCGUCCUAAGUCUUUCAUUUUUUCAAGAGGUACUGCAAUAGGUCCGGAACUGACCUGUAUUGUGCCUGACUUUCCUGAUGUCAGUGUUCAAAUUCCUCAGAGCUGUGUUCCUGUUGAUCAAGAUUUCUGUGUGACAAUCAAGGUACAAGAAUUUCCAAGCAGUGAGCUAAAAGGAGAGGGAGGACUUGUCGGUCCAGUUCUUUACAUUUCAGACUCUAAAAAUGUGACUCUCAUCGCGCCUGUAACAAUCAGGAUUCCUCUCACCCUCCGUAAAGGAAAACAAGAGUUGGCAGAGUUAUGUCCUGGUGAACUGAGGAUAUUACACUGUGAAUCACUAGUUGAACCACAUGACUGGAAAGACAUCACAGGUCAAUUAGAUGAACCUGCACGUCUUGUAGAUGGGAAAGUGCAAUUCAAAGUUAGGCAUUUCUCUGGAUUCCGUCCAAUCAAGUUGAUCAGAUCACUUUUACAAUCUGCUUCGGGCCUCACUGAGUUUAUAGGAAAACUUCCCAGUAGGUCUAGGCCUCACCUUGCCCAAUUUUCUACGUGCUUGUGUAAGACCUCUGUUCCCGGACAUUUUGGACUCAAACUUUUCUGCUAUCCUCCAAGCCUGCAAUAUGAUGUGAACCGGCGAAUAUCAGAGUGUGUCGUGCCCUACAAAGGCGAAGGCAGCUCUCGUAAACCAGUUUGUGAAGAGGACAAAAUUUUGGUGUCUCUUUCUCAGGCAAUCAUACCCCAAGGCACAGACGAGAAAAACGCCUUAAAAUUUGUGAGAUUCCACGAGAACAAAGUUUUUGACACAGGUGGUGAAGUUUGCUUAGGAAGUGAGAGUGUUCCAGGAGUGAAGUUUUUCGACCAAAGUCGUGAACUUUUGUGCAACGUGACCAUAGUAUUAGCAUCUCAAGCAUCUCAUCCAUCUGGGGUCGUCCUUCCCUUGUCAGAAAUUCAAAGAGCUCAGGAAAUGCCUCGGUCAAAUCGAAACAUUCAAUCCUCAGUGGACGUAGAUUCACUACAUGAGCACGGCAAGAAAUUACAUGUCACUCUUCUAGCAACUGAAUGGUGUUCGGCAAGGGGUGGUUUGUCCACCAUAAACAGAGUGCUCGCCAAACAGUUUUCAUUAAAUCCCAAUGUAAAAGUCACUUUGUUUGCUCCUCCAUUCGAAUGUGAAUGUAAGGAAAAAGACAAAGCAGAAGCUUUUAAAUGUGAUAUUAAUAUUAAGGAAGCAGAUGGAAGAAUGUCAAACUCCACAAACCCCCUCGAGUGGUUGGCGUUUCCCCCGGAGAAACUCCACAUAGACGUGGUUAUCGGUCAUAGUUGGAAGCUUGGGUGGCAGGCAGAGGAAAUCAGGAGAAGCCACUCCUGUAAGUGGGUACAGAUGGUUCACACAUGUCCUGAAGAACUUGCCAUGCACAAAAUCUCCGACAAACCUCUCUCCAGAGGUGAAGAGAAGCAUGUGUCGGAAGUUUCCCUGUGUGAAAAGGCCGACCUUGUUGUUACCAUAGGACCCAAAUUACAGGAAGCUAUUGCUAAGUCCCUCCGACCUUGCAAAGAAGAAAAAACUGUAUUGUCAAUAACACCAGGUGUCUUUUCUGAAUUUAAGUGUGCGAAAACCUCUGUGGCUGACUUGGAGAAUUUUUACAUUUUAGUUUUUGGCCGUUGUGAUCCAAAGGAUUUGUCCAUAAAGGGCUAUGAUAUUGCGGCAGAGGCCGUGGCUAGUUUGCGUCAUAGAUCAUAUCACCUUACCAUCAUUGGUGCAAACACUGACAAUCAAAAAGAGCUUGUUGAUAUUAUAGUCAGUUUUGGUAUACCACAUUGUCAGUUAACUGUAAGAAAGUUUUGUAAAGAUCGGGAAUUUUUAAUCAAAUCUUUGCUGGAGUUUGAUCUCGUCCUCAUGCCAUCAAGAACAGAAGGGUUUGGUUUAACUGCCCUCGAGGCAUUAUCUGCCGGUAUUCCCAUUCUUGUGAGUGGAAACUCGGGAUUUGCUGAAGCAUUGAAGAAAGUGGAAUUUGGUGAAUUUUAUAUUGUAGAAGACUUUACGGAUGCUAAUGAAUGGGCAAAAAAAAUCGAGUCCAUUCGACAGAAGGAACGGCGAUUGAGACUUAAAGAGAUUCGACAACUACGGACAUUCUAUGAAGAGAAGUACAGCUGGGAGAGUCAGUGUCAAGACCUUGUGGCGACAAUGUCAAACAUGGUUUAUGCUGAACCCUUGCGUCCAAAACUGGAAGAAGUGAAGACGAACACCAGAUGGAAUGCACUCGUUGUGGUGGCCAUAGUAGGAGGCCUUCUGGCCGCAUUCAUUUCUCUCCUACUCCAGAGAGGGUGGAUUGGUUCCUGAAGUGUCCUGCUGUAUCGGAUUAAUGUAACGUUUUCAGUUUUAAACAAGGUUUAUAUUGGACUUAGAACGUCAGUAAUAUUUUUGGUAAUGAAGAUGUAAUAGGCCAAUUUCUAAGUGCCGAAAUGAAUGGAAGAGUUCGAUUAACACUUCUUAUGGGAAUUAGUUGCAUAGAUUUUGGUAAUUAUUUUUCCCAAAAAGAACUAAUAAGCUGGAGAAAGAUAAGCCGUAGACAGUUACAUAACUAGUUGAACUCCCAGAAACAGCAAACAAGAGGUCUGCAACAUGUCUUACGGUAGCGUUAAACGCAUUUUAAAUGCUGCUUCUGGAAAUUUUCAUAGUUCGUACGUUAUCGAAAAUUACGUAGGAUGCCUGUGUUACCACACCUAAUCGUUACCAGGGCGUGAAAUUAAUUUUUUUUUCUGGUAGCCACUUGGCUCCUAAAUUCUUCAAAGUGGUAGCCAAUUCAAAAAAAGUUGGUCGCUGUUUUCAAAGACAAACAAAACUUGCUUUUUACGCUGUCACCGUUCUAGAAAUUAAGUUAGGGAAAAGAUCUUUAACUAGCUACAAAGUGGACACUGGGAUGGAUGAUAUGCAACGUUCAAACUCACCUAAAUCCAAGAUGGCGUCUAGUUAUCGAUCGAGAUGCAUGUGCUGUGUUUUGGAAACAAACUUGAUGAGGAAGUUUGCCGCGGAUUUAUCUUUGCAAAUCUUUUUAAUUCACUUUAUAUCUAGGUAAGGUUAUGAUGAAACAUUCUAGUCGCCACUUUGGCAACCAAUUUUCAGGAUUUGGUCGCCAAAGUGAAAAAUUGUAUUAGGCGCAAUUUCACGCCCUGGUUACCCUAUUUGUUUAAGUUAACAUCAGUUUUGGUCCAUUCAUUCAAUAUCCUGCAAAAAAAUUCUGCUAUAGUAGGCAACAUAGUGACAACAUAACCGUUUUAGGAAUAAAAUCUCUCUUACACGGACAGAAACAACGAAUUUUUCAUUAAGGUUAAGGUUAAGGUUAAGGUUUCAUAAGCAUAAAAAUUUUGCAGGUUUUAAAUUUUGUAUAUUAUUUAAACUGCACUUGACCCACCAGAAUUAGCUCCUUUAGAACCCCUUAUUCUUUAGGUUGGAAGUCAAGAAGAGAGAAUGAUGAUGAAUCUAGUUGGAAAGAGUUAAACCUUGUUAUCCGUGAGAAUUUUUACAGAACAUUUCACACUUGUUUAUUAUCAAGGUAGAAGAUCUUUCAUGGUACAUUCACAAAAACAAUUCUGCGCAUUUCUCUAUGACAUUUGAUUUGUUUCCUGUGAAACGAAGUUGAAGAGAUGUUGAUGAUAGUCGUGUUUUGUGCAAUAUGGUAAAAGUAGAAAGUCAGAAGAUAGAGUAAUAAUUUUAUUAUGGUUGAAAAAGAGACAUACAUUCAUAAAUGACGGUACAACAUGUAGCAAUACAGUAGUUGGAAGUACUAAAACUAUAUCAUCCCUUUUAGAGCACAAGAACGUAAAAACUGCAAAAGAUUCACAGCAUUUAUAUCAGUCUUGGUUAGGCUCAAAAAUACUUGAUGGUUUACGUCAAUGCAACAAACUCUUUAAUUUGAAACACUAAAAGUAGGGAAAAAACUUAGAGAAGAGAAAUUAGGUGUACAUUCACUUUUCUAGAGUUAUGACAGCAGAGACGACACAAAU